This is a messenger RNA of Microstroma glucosiphilum, 1375 nucleotides long. RefSeq lists its product as hypothetical. The record is from RefSeq and is a predicted model, not a curated record. The transcript is spliced from 6 exons. Lineage: Eukaryota; Fungi; Basidiomycota; Exobasidiomycetes; Microstromatales; Microstromataceae. The coding region runs from base 80 to 1333 and encodes 417 amino acids.
CACACACCAUCACCAUCAUCAAAAAUUCCCAAUAAUUGCGACAGCAGUCAGGGCUGCUGCCGUCGGCUACUGCUCUGCAAUGAGCACGUCGACGGGAAACACUCCUUCGCAAGCUGAGCCUGGAGCUGAGGCUGCUGAAGGGUCUUCCAGGAGACCUGCUGCUGCACAAGCCUCACCAACAGCAUCUUCACCUCCUGGACCCUCCACACAAGAUCGGGCACAUCGACCUGGCACAGACCGAUAUCUGCGUGACAGGCUGGAACAGUAUAAAUCCGAAUCAACGCCUGCGCAUGGAUCCACCUUGGCUUUCCGCGCAUACACGUUUGCCUCUCAAUCGCAAGCCGUCAAGGCACUCGAUGACUUCCUCGACAAAUUUCCUCCGUCCACAACGCCCUCUGAUUCUACUAGCAAGCACAUUUGGAUAUGCGCAGCCGAUCGGCAGGGCUUCGGUCCGCGAGAUGUCGAGGAGGACAGAAUGAAAUUGGCCAUCGCAAGAGCUGGCAAGGAAAUGUCUGAUCUGAAGUUUGCCUUUGAUGGAAUCGACUCAGAUGACAGGAUCCCCCUGAGAGCAAGCAUCUCCCGGGGCAGGAGCAAAGCGCAGAGAAAGUCAGCGCUGGCAAGGAGGCUCGAGGAAGAUGUUCUGCCUGGACUGGCGAUGGAAGGGGGGCUCCUCACGGGCAAAUGGCUGUGGUUCAGAGCCCCCAGUCACGUGGACUACCUCACACGGUCUCUCGCCAGAAGCAUCGUUUAUGGCCCACUUUCAAAGCUUAAGAGAGCUCGAGUGCACACUCUCAAGGUGUCAUGCUCUGAUCAGACACGAGACGGUGAGCAUCUAGUUGCUCUCUACUACGACGAUGUAUGGGACCGCACUGCAAGUCGCGAGAUAGUCGAAUGCGUCAUCGAGCAACAUGGCUUAUCGAGAAGCGCUGCCAAGGCAGAUCUGUGGAGUGUGUUGGGACUGCACAGCAAGCACUGGUCUACCAUCGCGCCCUCCAUUUACACGUUUGACAGCCUGGUACCGCGGGAUGUACAGGACGAUCUCUUGUAUGUCUAUGACCGGCAAAAUCCGGCCAGACCGUCUGUUGACCUGAAUGGGUCAGGCAAUGCUAUGGAACGACACCGUGACCAUUCCGGCACCAUCACCGCGAGGCUCAAAGCGUCCGGGCUCCCCAGACAGGCCGCUUUCGCCGCCCAGCAAGUCAAGGCAGAUCUCAAUGACUUCGCGCUCUCAAUCACCAUUGCAACCGAGGUCUCCUGCCGAGGGAGCGGACGACAAUCCGCAGACGACUGCCAAUCAUACAGGUGGAACGGCAGUAUCGCAGCAGGCUCCUGACAGUGGAAGCGAAAGUCAUACUGAGUCAGAGGAGGGUGAAGU